GGACGAGUUACUAAAGACUACGAAGCGGGCUCGGAGGCGCUGUUACCUUCGACUCAACCCUUGCUAGACACGGUUUCCCCUGUUUUUGUCUCUAAGCGGAAUUUAUGCCAACCAUGUCCGCCAAUUUUACACCUCCAAGCCAUACAUACGACAUGAUUUCCUUUUUAUAUAAUCGUAUGUAUCAUCCCGACACUUUCUGACUAUCCAAAGUCAUGGCCCUUUAUACUCCUCCAUCUCUACAACUCACGUCUUGUAAAAUGGCCUCAUCACGUCCUUCUUUGCCAUCUGAACUACUAGCAACCUGGUCUUCUUGGAGGCCAACUGGUCUCCUCACUCCUCCAAUGUCUGCAUCAUUACCCAGGCUAGGUGCUCCAUCGCACACUCAGGUAACAUCAUUGCCUCCAAUUGCUCACUUUGAUCGUCAGGUAUCAUACAUGCAUCCAAUAACACCACCGCGUACUCAAGACGCGUCUGCAUGGUCCCGACCUCACGCGUCACCUGAGAUGGAUGACCAUGUCCAUCCCUUUCAGCAAAAGCCUGCAGUCUCCGAGGAUAUCCCUCCCCAAAUUGAUUGGUUCGACGACUCAUUAAAGAGAUCUUCACAUUACAUCGCAGAGAAAACUUGCGAGAUGAUAUGCUACCUAUGGUUCUCUUCGUCACUUUCAAGUGCUUCUACAUCUCCUCAACCACUCACUCCCCCGUAUUCCCCUGAAAUCCCCGCCGCCACCUCAUUUCUUCAGCUUGCUGCAACUCCCACCUUUGUCUCCUUUAUGCAGAAGUUGCUAGAAACUACCCAGGUCAGCCAAUCGGUGAUCGUCCUCUCUCUCCAUUACAUAUGGCGACUCAAGGAACGUAACCGUUUCACCGCUGGUUUACCCGGAAGUGAGUUUCGUAUUGCCGUUGCAGCCCUCAUGAUGGCAAAUAAAUUCCUUGACGACAACACUUACACCAAUAAGACGUGGUCCGAGGUUUCUGGUAUCGAGUUGACUGAAAUCACUCGAAUGGAAAAGGAGUUUCUCAUGGGAAUAAACUUCAACCUUUACAUUUCGAAGAAGACGUAUGAUUCAUGGAUGAACUUGUUGAGGGGACUCGUCUACGCGAAAGAAAGAGAGUGCCGUAGAUGGCGUCAUACUCGCGCCCGACAUCGAACCCCUCGCAAUUCCCAACCAAUGUCCGCAGCACCAGUUCGUUCAUACAGGUGGAGAUCUCAGUCGACAUCUCAUCGUGCACGUUCGACUUCGCCCGAGCAGCCCGUUCACCCGCGUACAUAUUCAUCAUCAUAUCACGUGAUGCCAUCGAAUUCCGUUCUCUCGCCAUGUCUUGCACCCGGCUUGAAACGCUCGGCUGCGGACGCAUUCUCACCUACUUCGUCAUCGUUCCACGAGUUACCGCCUUUGAAGCGUCCCACGGGUAUGACUUUGCAAAUUCCGGAAACUGGUUAUCCAACCGCACCCCAUUCUGCAUCGCCAGUCGAAUCUUUGCAGUCAUUUGCCAAGAUGUCCCUGUCGUCAUCUUCGCCACAUUCGUUACGGUCCGUCCAGUUCAAUCAAUCACACCAAGGCGACGCCCGUCCGCAGACUCUGGUGGCUGCAUAUUGUGCGGAAGGACCCGUGAAUGUUCCUCAGAACCUUUAUUAUUACUCGCUUGCUGGGUCGUCGACUGACAAUGCUGCGGAAGAAGAAAGGGUACGCCGCAAAGCCCGUUUGCGGUGUUACCAACCUCAGCCUCCGCCUCCGCCAUCUUAUCCCCCACCGUCUUACAUGCCCCAAGACAUUCAGUCCGAGUCUGUCAGCCCUUAUGAAAUUCAUGUUGACGUGCGGGCAGUGCCUCUUCCUCACCUUCACGAUGCUGUUUGGUCUCGGAAACUUGCCCGGCCUCCUUCGUAUUGCGAAAGCUCUUUGCAAUUGCCUCCUUUGAGAGAAACCGCAGUUCCGUCAGCUCCUUUUGCCAACGCAGGUCCACCUGGCGUCCAAUUUUACUCAGCUUCUAGUCAGCGGGAAUCUCCCGCGUAUCCUUAUAAUUGGUCUUAUGGCAGAUAGUCUUCGGCUACUCAUCCCUGUUUAAUGCACACGAUUAUUGCAUCUCAUCGGUUCCCCCCUUUCACAUCGAACUUCAACUUUCAUAGUUACAUUUGAGCACUUUCGCCACAUCAUUUCGUUGCACGCAAUAUCAUUGACACUAACAUAGAUUCUCGGCAUCCGCAUUUGUAUUUCAACUUACAUUUCCACUUUCUGAUAGCAGAGAUCAAGCAGAGAUUACAUUACCCUCAUAGUUAGCUACUACUGUACGAGAAAGAAUGCUAAACUGACCAUACUUCG
Molecule: messenger RNA, 2318 nt
Organism: Suillus paluster
Lineage: Eukaryota; Fungi; Basidiomycota; Agaricomycetes; Boletales; Suillaceae
Exons: 4
Coding region: 213-2039 (608 amino acids)
Biological process (GO): regulation of cyclin-dependent protein serine/threonine kinase activity
Cellular component (GO): nucleus; cyclin-dependent protein kinase holoenzyme complex
Molecular function (GO): protein kinase binding; cyclin-dependent protein serine/threonine kinase regulator activity
Source: RefSeq, a predicted model, not a curated record